Amoebophrya sp. A25 is the source of this 2211-nucleotide messenger RNA. The record is from the annotation of a GenBank genome assembly. Lineage: Eukaryota; Dinophyceae; Syndiniales; Amoebophryaceae.
CUGUAUGUUCUUGAACGCGAUCACUGUCAUCUCGUCUCCUACCUCAUAAUAUAAUGUCAUCUGCUAGUACGCCAAGAAAGCACAGCUCGACAAUUGUUCCCUGACAGACUUGUUCACUGAUUCCUUGUUUGGAACGCCUCCAUGAAUCAGAAACUAUUAGUUUGAGAAAAGAAUAGAACAAAAGCAAGAGAUGAGACAUCAACUAUCAUCAUGUUGUACUUCCGCACUACUAGAACUAGAAGAUAAACAAGAUUAAGAUAAGAAAUGAGAUCUAGAUCUACUUCAUAGUCGUGGUCUUCUACUACUUCUUCAUCUGAAGCAAGGAGCUUGCUUUGUCGCUGUCUAGCUUCUACGUCACUAACUCCAGUUGUAUUCCGAUACACGACGACAAAAUAUUAUGAACAACUUACAAGCAGCAGCGCCGGCUGCUGAAAAUGCUGCUGCUCAGCGGCGCGCAGCUGCGCCUCCAGCUGCAUCUUCGUCCAGCAGCUCCACCAAUCCUCAGAAAACAGCUUCUAGCUUUAUUUCAACAUCGUUGACUAAAGAACAACCGCCGAUAAAGAAGACGCUAAGCGACGUUUUGGUGCGAGCAGGCGAAAGCUUCGAGAAUUGGAAAAAGAGAAUCGUGGAACUCGAUAGUGAAGAAAUAGCGCGUCGACAAACUGACCAAGACGCCAAUUGCAGUCGUAAGUUAGCUAUGGCUCAGGUAUGAUAUACAUUCGCUUUGCAACUUCUCCAGUUCUGGUUUUAUUUCGCGCCCGAUUUAGGAUUAGGCAUCAAUGUGCAGAUGACUCUAUCUUCUUCUCGAAAACAAAUCGCUAAACGAAAAAGGGGCUACUAGCUUCCACUUCUUUUUGUUGAUAGGCGACCGGAAACACACAACAAAACUUGAAUAAUGAAACACUGCGCCAGAUAAGUUCUUGGGGUGUUGCUGCACAGUGUCGAAGUGCCGUGUCUAGUAGUGGAGGAGCUCGCAGCUUCCCGUCCCCUAUCAAGAAUAUUAUCGCUGAGUUUCUCGGGAGGCAGAUCCAGUCGCUUUCUGCAAUUGCAGCAGACCAUUGCACUGGUUACGAAUUUUCGGCCGACAUGCUCACACUGCGAAGGGACCAAGAUCGGCUGCGGGCGGUAAACUUCUACCUUCAGCAUGUUCACUCGCAAGCGGGGCAGGGCGUUCAUCGAGUUCCGAUAACGCAGGAACUUUGUACCAAAGCGCCGAAGAUGACCAGCGGCGAGCCUGUGCGGCUUGAUGUUGUCUUCGAGGUGUUGGAGAGAAAGGGCUACACUGUUGAGAAGGCUAACGGCGACGACUUUGAUGACUUCGAGGACUUGCGGGAAAGGGAAGCGUUUCGAGGCGCUUUGCGUGAUCCCACGACUUGCGAGAGCUUGCCUCUAUUCGUGUGCUUCUCAGAGACGGGAGCAAACCAAGAAUGCUUCGACAUUGCCGUGAAUGGGGUGCUCCGAGGCCUGGAAAGAGAGGAGGAAAGGCCACAGCGGUCGGGCAUGUCCGCGGGCGCCGUGAACUACCUUGACGCCUUCCACAGUGUAAUCCAUAAAACGCAGGAAAAGGCAGCAGUCUGGCUUCUGCGAUGCUUCCGUGACAAUCUUUUGGCAGGUAUUCCAACGCUAGAGGUGACGCAGGAACUACUUGACAGGCCGGAUUAUCCGAGGCUUCCAAGUGGCCAGUUGUGUCCACUGUCGCUGCCGCAACUUCGUGCUGAACUUCACAAGUCGUGCUCGCUACACAUGACUGUUUUCUCCAAGAUAUUCACGGGUGAUGUGACAAGCGCAACCAUCAUACAGAUCGAGCUCUCCAAAGCUGACGACGCUGGUGUGACUCAGCAGCAAAGCUUGGAUGACCUCAUCAAUCAUGCCGAGCCCAUCCCAUUCACGAUGGGACUCUCGGGAGAGAGAUGAUGAAGAACAAAACAGACACUAAGAUUUCUAUCUUCGAGCUAGAUGAAUAUUUCCUACGCUAUGAGUAUCAUAAGCGGCGUUUUCUAUUCGACUAAUUGUUAUUGUACUUCUGCAUGAAGAUACAACAGAGCAGCUGCGCCUCCAGUUCGUCAAGACAAACAGUGUCCGUCGUGCCGCAGACGAGGCAGGUUCACAUGUAUGACCCAUCUUUGCAGAUAACGGAAUGGAAUUUUUCGGGCUAUGCGGCUUCAUUCUGAGCAAAGUACAAGUACUUCUGCAGGCUUUCUUUUUCAGCAU